AUCUAUAAACCGGUACACAGAAUCCAAAACAUUUUUCGGUUUCGGUCUCAUUUUCGGGGUCGAUUUUGGACACUAUAAAAGUCACAGUACCAACAGUUGCGAAAAACUUUACUCUCUUAGAGUGACAAUCGGCCAUGGCUGAGCACGAGAGCUUCGAUGCUCUCCAAGUAGAAAAGCUAAAGCCAAACGAACAAGAACAAGAAGAAGAUGAAGAAGGCGAUGAAGAUGAAGACGAGGACGAAGAAGGAAAGCGACUCGGUGAAAUUCAUCUGGGCGAGUUACAGAACUCUGCACCAGAGUCAAGAGAGACGCAAUUAGAAACCCUAGCGGUGCCUUCUACGCUGGAAUUAUCAGAGAACGAUCAGUGUGCAGGUUUUCAGGUUAACUCCACGUCACAGUCGAUUGAUGGAGCUCAAUUACAGGAGCAACUUGGGGUGAGCCACCAGGAAAUUUUGGCAAUUGUAACACACCAGGAUUCUCAGAUGCAGACACAAAGUCCGGUUCAGUUGGCUGUUUAUCCAACUCCAUUGUCAGAACUAUCACCAACGUCUGUUACACAAUCCAUUCAGACUCAGACACAAAGUCCGCUUCAGUUGACUGUUUAUCCAACUCCGUUGUCAGAACUAUCACCAACUUCUGUUACGCAAUCCAUUUCAUCUGCUCCCAGCCCGAUUCUGCUAGAACAAAAACUGCCACCAGAAAAGGUUAAUACUUUAUGUACACCAGAGGUGGACAAGCAAAAUUCUUCUGACCAUAAAUUUAUAUCUUCUGUUCCUCUUGUGAAGACUUCUGCUUCUGAUGGUUACAACUGGAGAAAAUAUGGUCAGAAGCAAGUGAAGAGCCCUCAAGGUUCUCGAAGUUAUUAUAGGUGCACAUAUUCUGAGUGUUAUGCCAAGAAGAUUGAAUGCUGUGACCACUCGGGCUAUGUAACAGAAAUUGUUUACAAAAGCCAACAUACUCAUGAGCCCCCUCAAAAAAGUAACUGCACAAAGGAAAGUAAACUUGCAUUAUCUGCUGAGUGUGUAAGGAAUAGUGUUACAGAACAUCCCUGCAGAACAUUUAAUGAUUCAGAGGUGUCCACAUCCUCAAAAGAACGUAUUCAAGAAACACCUUCAAUUCCUGAAAGAAAGCGGCAAAGCCCAAGUGACUCUGAUGGUAAUGGUGAUGUUAAGAUCAAGGAGGAGCAUGGUGAUGGUGAUGAACCAGAACCCAAACGAAGAGUGAAGAAAAGCAACUUAGAGCAUGCAAGUACAAGUCACAUAGUUUUUGUUUGGGGUUGGGGUUGGGGUUGGGUUUAGGUAGGUUGUGAAUUCAUUGAUCUACUUGUAUUAGUUGUAGUUGUUGUGAACGUGUUCUUUCUCAACUCCGACGGGUUUGGAUUGGGUAGAUUUGCGUGACUCUACUUUUCGGGAUAUCUGGAUGGACUGGACUCUGUGUGAAGGAAUGUUUAUUUAUUUAUUUCUUCAGGACUGUAUUCCCAAGUGUGGAGGAUGAUGACGGAGACGGCCUCAUUAAU
This is a messenger RNA of Prunus mume (Japanese apricot), 1516 nucleotides long. The record is from RefSeq and is a predicted model, not a curated record. Lineage: Eukaryota; Viridiplantae; Streptophyta; Magnoliopsida; Rosales; Rosaceae.